Messenger RNA from Acanthosepion pharaonis, 630 nucleotides. Lineage: Eukaryota; Metazoa; Mollusca; Cephalopoda; Sepiida; Sepiidae. The record is from the annotation of a GenBank genome assembly.
AUGUCUCUUUACCUCCUGUGUCUCCCAUUUUCUCUGAAUUUAAUUUACUAUUUCACUGUUCUCAGUGAUUUUUCUUUUCCUUUUCUCUCACUCACGCAUCGAUCCUUGUCUAAUUCUUGCUGGUCGAUUACCAUCCUCCCCUUUUUCUCUAACCUUCUUUCAAUCCACAUUUUCCAUUAUUUUCUCAAUCUCUUUUCGAUAUAUUUUUUCCUUCAUUUCCAUUUUCUUUCUUCCUUCUCUUCCUCUUUCAACCACUCACUUCCACCCACUCUCACUUUUUCUACGUCCUUUUCAUUUCUUCAAAAUCAACCUCCUUAUCGUUCUCCGCUUUCCCUCUUUUUUCUAUCGCAUUUAACCUUCUCUCUUUCAUUCUACAUCUUUCCCAUCCCGAUUAUUUUUUAUAUCUCCUUCCAUUCUGUUGAAUUCUUUUCAUUUAUUUUUUGUCUCUUCUGCCUUUCGUUUUUACUACUUCUUUUUCUUUUUUUUGUUUUCGUCUCCGAUAAUUCCCUUCCAUUCUCUGCUGUUUGUAUCCCCCACUCAUUUCAACCUUGUCGUUUGCCAACUCUUUUCUCCCGCUCUACGCUCCGCCAUCUUGAAAUGUUUUCUUUUCGCCCAACCUUCACUCGUUAG